AUGGAUCACUCCAUGCAUGGUAUGAUGGACAUGGACCAUGGUCAUGACCAUGGCGAUAUGGAUAUGGGUGACGGACAGUGCAGCAUGAAUAUGCUGUUCACCUGGUCUACGAAGAACCUCUGCAUCGUCUUUCCCCAAUGGCGCAUUACCAGCACCUGGUCCCUUCUGGGUUCGCUUAUUGUCAUCGUCCUUUUGACAGCCGGCUACGAGGGAAUUCGACAGCUCACAAGGCGGUUCGAAGCAGCUCAUGCUAGAAGGCUGAGUGCAUAUACUACGGUUGCUGUAGGAGGCAGGGAUAGCCGAAGGACCGUCGAGCAACGAGGCAAGAUCACCAUGGCGGCAUUGUAUGCUGUGCAGGUCUUCUAUAGCUUUUUCAUCAUGCUGCUCUUCAUGACGUACAACGGAUUUGUCAUGCUCGCAGUUGCUGUUGGUGCCUUUGUGGGAUAUUUGGCGUUUGGAGACAAUACAUCUGCCAGCAAAACAGUUGCUUGUCAUUAG
Molecule: messenger RNA, 498 nt
Organism: Aspergillus niger
Lineage: Eukaryota; Fungi; Ascomycota; Eurotiomycetes; Eurotiales; Aspergillaceae
Exons: 4
Coding region: 1-498 (165 amino acids)
Biological process (GO): copper ion transmembrane transport
Cellular component (GO): membrane
Molecular function (GO): copper ion transmembrane transporter activity
Source: RefSeq, a predicted model, not a curated record